Hydatigera taeniaeformis is the source of this 2937-nucleotide messenger RNA. NCBI's taxonomy places the organism in Eukaryota, Metazoa, Platyhelminthes, Cestoda, Cyclophyllidea, Taeniidae. The record is from the annotation of a GenBank genome assembly.
AUGCUGUUUCAAAAGGGUCGGCACGCAAUUCUGGAGUCACCAACAGGUACUGGAAAAACCCUUUGCCUUCUCUGCGCCUCUCUUGGGUGGUUGGAGCAUAUAUUGAAUCAACAACAGUUGAAGAGCCUCGAGCAACCUCGGUGCAACGCUAGCUCUUCUGGGUUAUCCAAUCCAUCAAACAAAUUUUAUUCGCCCUUGCUUAUAUUUUCAUCGCGUACUCACGCACAGCUGAAUCAAGCCGUGCAAGCGUUUAAGAGUACUGCAUACUCUAGUCGAAGAAUCGGUGUUCUUGGCUCUCGUGAUCAGCUCUGUUCUCUCCCUGAAGUGCGCAAUCUUGAGACGAAUUCAGCCAAGGUGUACCAAUGCAGACUGCGUGUUUCCACCCGUUCAUGCGAAUACUAUCGCAAUUUUGAUGCUGGUAGAGACAAACUCUUGGACACUGUGAGAAGGUCAAAAAUAAUUGAUAUCGAAGACUUGGCCAAAUUUGGUCGGGAGAACAGAGCUUGUGCUUAUUACUUAUCGAGAGAAAUGAAAUCGGAUGCGGAAAUCCUCUUCAUGCCUUAUAAUUACCUCCUCGACGUCAAAAUCCGAACCCUUUAUGGUAUCGAAAUAACGAACGCUGUUGUUAUCUUCGAUGAAGCCCAUAAUAUUGCGCAGGUUUGUGAGGAUGCCGCCUCGGCCACACUCACCUCAACAUUUUUGGCGUCAGCAAUUGAAGAAUUGCGUGUCAUUGGUGAGUACAUCUUCAACUCAAGCUCUGGCGGUGGAAGGGACGACACCAUUGGCCCGGAAGGACUGGAAGAGGCUGCACGGUCUAUCGGCGGAGUGAACCGACUCGAUAUCUCCCAGCCUACAAAUGACGGUAUUAGUGCGAUUGGCCUUUCGAGUGUUCUCACCUUGAAGGGCCAGCUGCUUGAGCUGGAACGGCUUCUCGACAGCCUCGGUAACAGUGCUUCAACCGAUGGUAGCUUCAAACCUGGCGAAUAUGUUUUCGAAUUGCUCGGACAGGCUGGCAUAAAUAUCAGCAACCAUGCUCAAAUCGAAGAAUUUAUCGACCAAAUAAUCAGCGCAUCCAUUUCAAUGGAUUUGGCGAAAUUCAGGAGGGGUCGUGGUCUGUCUCAUGUGGCAGAGUUCUUGCAGAAAGUUUUUGUUGGUAUCACCGGUGGAGAAUCUCAAUCACUGCUGACACGUCAACGCUCCUCGAGCUGUUUUCGCGUUCACAUCAAGGUGGAGUUUUUUUCAAUGAAUUAUAGAGAAAUGGCGGAUGCAUGGGGAGGAAAUCCAAUUACUAUAGGCGGUGAGAACGGUGGCAGUGGCAGAGAAACCAAAAACAUCUGUCUCAAUUACUGGUGUCUUACGCCAGGACGAGCAAUGCAUGAACUCCUGGAUCUGAAUGUGCGCAACAUAAUUCUUACCAGCGGGACACUCUAUCCCAUUGCGUCUCUUCAGGCAGAAUUGGGUCUGCAGUCGGCAAUCGUACUUCAGAAUCCUCAUGUCGUGAACUCUGACCAAAUUCAUGUUGCUGUGCUACCGAAGGCUCCAGAUGGCGGAACUCUAAAUUCUAGUUACCAGCACCGUGCCGACUCAGUCUAUCAUCGAUCUCUUGGUCUGACCCUUAUGAACCUCCUCCGUGUUAUACCAGGCGGUGUGCUUGUCUUCUUCCCGUCUUAUGCUCUUAUGAAAAUGUGCCUGGACUCGUGGAAGAACUCCGAUAUCUACAACAAAUUCCUUGACUGCAAAAAGAUAUUCACCGAGCCUCGAGAUAAGACUCAAUUCCAACAGAUAACCGCAGGCUAUAUGGAAGCGGCCACAAAUAUCGCAGGAGGCUCCGUGCUCUUUUCUGUGAUGCGCGGUAAGGCCAGCGAGGGUUUGGACCUGGCGGACCAAAACAGCCGCGCCGUAGUGAUUCUUGGUAUCGCCUACCCGCCACGCGAGGAUCCUCGUGUCAAAAUUAAAAUGGCUUUCCUCGAUGAGCGGCGCUUUCAAACGGAUGGCAUCAACGAUUCACUAACCGGACGACAGUGGUACAAACUUCAAGCUUGGCGUGCUAUCAAUCAGGCUGUUGGAAGAGUGAUCCGCCACAUUCGAGACUUCGGGGCUGUGUUCCUCUGCGAUGAACGUUUUGCAUCGCCUGAGGCGCGUUCUCAUCUACCCACUUGGAUGCGUUCCAGUGUUUGUGUCUACGACAGCUUUGGCCCUGUCCUUAAGGCGGCCAGUGAGUUUUUUCGGACAGCUGAGACGAAGUAUCCAUCGUUUUUGAAAGCACCCAUGAAACCUUUGCCUAUCAGAAGUUUCGCGUCGGUGGAUUGUGCAACCUCACCGCGACAUGGCUUUGCUAUGGAUGACAAUGGGUUGGGAUUCCCAAAGGCCGCAGAUCAUAUUACAACGUACGUUGGGAGUUUAUCCAAGAGUUCUGGAGUCAUUGAUUUUCUGGCGGACUACUCUUCUAACCUGCUAUUAGAAGGCGAGGCGAAGAGUAACUCGACUAGCUCUCAAUCCGCAAAACCAUCGACGUCGUUAUUGGACCGCAUCUAUAGCAGCGCUCAGGAGCAGACUUCCACACGUCCAUCCUCUGAUAUACCUUCCCCAAAGGGUUCCAGUAGCAACGAUGAUGAAGCCUUUGUAGCAUGCUUGCUAAAACGUUAUCAAGGAGCAAAACGCAUAAAAUUAGUGAAGGAUAGUGUCAAUCUCGAGGCGGGCGAUGGUGUCACCACUUCAGGCUACUUGGCUUCUGUUCGGGCACUCUUCGAUCGUUCCGCCGCGGGCAAGGAGGACCAUUGGUUUGAGGAAUUUAAGGUCGCUCUGUCAAAUUAUAAGGCACAAGGAACGGAGGCAGGAUCAUCGUCUGUUGAAAGGGUCUUUGCUGCUCUUUCGAGUCUCUUUAUACCCCGUGGUGCACCUGGCCUACUUAGAGGUGAGGCCCGUCGAUUGCAUUGA